Molecule: messenger RNA, 3046 nt
Organism: Protopterus annectens (West African lungfish)
Lineage: Eukaryota; Metazoa; Chordata; Ceratodontiformes; Protopteridae
Gene: MYO19
Product: myosin XIX
Exons: 18
Coding region: 103-2325 (740 amino acids)
Biological process (GO): actin filament organization; vesicle transport along actin filament
Cellular component (GO): actin cytoskeleton; vesicle; cytoplasm
Molecular function (GO): ATP binding; microfilament motor activity; actin filament binding
Source: RefSeq, a predicted model, not a curated record
CAGCAAUUGGUUGGUGCGUCAGUUCAGACAUACUUACUGGAGAAAACACGGGUGGCAUAUCAGGCCCCUAGUGAAAGAAACUUUCAUAUAUUCUAUCAGAUUAUGAAAUGUGCCAGUGAAGAAGAGAGGCUUGUAUGGGAUAUGCCUAAGGAUUCACAUUUUUUCUGGCUGCCAAAUGCUGACGUAUCUUUGGAAGAGGACAGCUUUGAUCUCACCAAGGAUGCAAUGCUUCACUUGGGCAUUAACCAUGAUGUUCAGAACCAGAUUUUCAGGAUACUAGCAGGUCUCCUUCACCUUGGCAAUUUGCAAUUCGUGGAUCCAGUGAAUGAGUGUCAUCCGUGUAAACCAUGUCAGGAAAACAAAGAUUUUCUUCGUUCAGCUUCGUGUCUGUUGAUGGUGUCCCAGGAGGAACUUGUUGAGCAGCUCCAGUUCAGGACAAUUACAGCUGGACGGCAACAGCAUGUUUUCAUGAAGCCGUGCUCUAAAGCAGAGUGUGGGACACGGAAAGACUGCCUAGCCAAAGUUAUUUAUGCCAGGUUAUUUGACUGGUUAAUGCAGCUCAUAAACAGAAGUAUCUGCACAGCACCUUCAAACUGGACCAACUUUAUAGGCUUAUUAGAUGUGUAUGGCUUUGAAUCAUUUCCUGUCAAUAAUCUGGAGCAGCUCUGUAUCAACUAUGCAAAUGAAAAGCUACAGCAGCACUUUGUGGCACAUUAUCUCAGAGCACAACAGGAGGAGUAUGUGGAUGAAGGACUUGCAUGGUCUUUUGUCAGUUACCAGGACAAUCGCAGCUGUUUGGAUCUGAUUGAAGGAGGCCCUAUCAGCAUCUUCUCCUUAUUAAAUGAGGAAUGCCGCCUUAAUAGAGCUUCUGAUGCCACUCAGUUACAAAUUCGGAUAGAGAAUGCUCUGUCUGUUAACCCAUGCAUUGGAAUGGACAAAUUUAAUAAGAUUCCAAACUUUAUUGUAUCACACUAUGCAGGCCAAGUGAGCUAUCAUCUGGUUAACAUGGUAGAAAAAAAUAAGGAUCCUGUUCCACCAGAACUGAUUGGAGUGCUGCAGAAAUCUCAGGAUUCUCUGAUACAGCAACUGUUCCCUUUUGUGCAGGAAGAUUUGAGCAAUGGUAGAGCCCACAACAGAAAUACAGUGGUGACAGUUGUUUCCAAGUUUAAGGUUUCUUUGGAGAACCUCAUGCAGAUUUUAAAUGGCACUAGUCCUCACUAUAUCAGGUGCAUCAAACCCAACAUGGAUUGCAAACCAAUGACACUAAGGAAGGACGAGGUUCUCAGGCAGUUGGAAGCUUGUGGCAUUGUAGAAACUAUCCACAUCAGUGCAGCUGGAUUCCCUAUCAGGAUUUCUUAUGAUAAUUUCAUUGAGCGAUAUGGUAUUAUUGGAAUCUCCAGACAGUCCUAUUUUGGAACUUUGACCAUGUGUGGUGGUCCCUCUGCCAAAAGAAGAAAAGGUCUGGACAAUCUAAGCAGUGACUUGGAAGCUCAGUGUUUCAUUACGAAUGAUAUACUUGAAGCUAUAUCACCAUGGACAAAUCUGAUUUCUUCUUACUAUGAUCCUGCCGAGACCCAAUCAAGUGGUUGUUUAGUACACUGUGGCAAAACAAAAAUAUUUACAACACAUUCAGUGUUGGAGUUCCUUGAGUCUGUCAGGAGGAGGAGAUUUACUCGGGCAGCAUAUGCUAUUCAGUAUUGCUGGAAGAGGUACAAAAGCCAAAAGCUAAAAAAGCAAAGCAAUGCUGCUGUGAUCAUCCAAGCAGCUUUCCGAUCAUGGGUAACAAGAAAACAUAUUCUAAGGAUGCAUAUUGCUGCUGCAGUCCUACAGAAAGCCUGGAAAAAAUGGAGAGCUAAGAUGGAUACUUUGGCAGCAGCAGAGCUGGAUGACACAGAGGGUGACUCAGAAUGUCAAACAUCUAUAUUGCAUUCUCCCAUUCAAUCAAAUACAAGUUCCCCCAUGACGUUUUGCAGCCCACCUUCUUGCAAAUCCCUUCUGAGGCUUCAAGUCCCUGAAUAUACCAGACUGAAGUCUUGGCCCAUCGGGCUUAUUUUCUCCUUUACUCCAAACAUAAAACUGUCUUUAGAGGUUAAUGGAUUUCUGAAAGUCUUGUCACUGCUGGCUUGUUUUGAUGCACUUGGUCAGAAUCUGGGCUACAGAGUUCACACCAAUCAGCUGAACACGGGGAUUGUAUCCAUUCGCGCUCUUCCACAGGGGUUAGUCAAGUUUCGCUGCAAACGAUCACCAUUACUUUAUGCAAGUACUUUCCCACUGCAGCAAACGGAGAUUACAGGCUUCAAUCAGAUUUUACUGGAGAAAAUCUAAAUUGUACAUUUUUGUGAAGAUGUGGAUUCUGGUCCUGUACUACUUAAAGCACUUUAUUGUUCUUGUCAGGAUGUGUGUCUAGUUGUCUGUAUACAUGUUUGAAAUGUACACUACAGUAUUUAUCAUGUUGAAUUAUGUUCAUUGUUAUACUUCACCCUUGAUUCAGAACUUUGGAUAGCCUAAGUGUUCUUGCACAAGUGUUGUCUUACAGUGACAAAAUGUUGCUUUUUAAUUGUGUUUUAUGUAAAGAUGCAGAACUUUAGCUAUGUGCAGUGUACAUCGUUACAUUUCAUUCACACAAUGCUGGACUUUCUGAGGUACUUUAAGCCUAUACACCAAAGAAGUAGAGCAGAGAAAGGAAUAAGAAAUUGAAGUCUUUUCCUUGGACUGCAUUUUCCUUAUAAUACAGAAAGCUAAUCACAACUGGAGCUUAAUUUAUGGCGGACAUAUCUGAUGAUAUUGCACUGUUUGAUAUAGUACACUUAUAAAAAACACUUAACUGUUCCUCAGAAGGACAGCCUAUCAAUUUAGGCUGCUUCAUAUUCUUUUGAUGAUGUCUGCCAAAUUUCUAAUGUAAACUGCCUAGCAAUGCUAAUUUAAGAUUUCUCUUUAAAAAGUGAAUAUUGCUGAAGUUAUUUGCACUUUGAAUUUUAAUACUGUGCCUUAUAAUUUGUUUUUAAUUGAUAUAUUUGUGUGUUCAGUACUUCUAUAAAAACCUUGU